Molecule: messenger RNA, 1246 nt
Organism: Oreochromis niloticus (Nile tilapia)
Lineage: Eukaryota; Metazoa; Chordata; Actinopteri; Cichliformes; Cichlidae
Product: retinal cone rhodopsin-sensitive cGMP 3',5'-cyclic phosphodiesterase subunit gamma
Exons: 4
Coding region: 127-354 (75 amino acids)
Biological process (GO): positive regulation of G protein-coupled receptor signaling pathway; positive regulation of epidermal growth factor receptor signaling pathway; visual perception
Cellular component (GO): photoreceptor outer segment membrane
Molecular function (GO): cGMP binding; 3',5'-cyclic-nucleotide phosphodiesterase activity
Source: RefSeq, a predicted model, not a curated record
AUUAUCCUUCAGAAAAACCAUCGCAACUCUAUUUACAGCUUUGUUAUGACCACAGCCAGUAUAUAAAUGCUGUGAGGAGAGUGACUGCAUGACUGAGACUGCACUUCUUUCUUCUUCUUAAACAAGAUGAAUGCAACAGGAGCCGAGCCAGCGGAGGGCUCCAAGCCUGCUCCUCCUAAGUUCAAGCAGAAGGGCUCUCGGCAGUUUAAGAGCAAAGCCCCCAAACCUGGACAGAAGGGCUUUGACAAUGAUGUCCCAGGGAUGGAGGAGCUUGGAGACUCUGCAGUGGUCUGUCCCUGGGAGGCCUUUGGUGACAUGGAGCUGAGCGACCUGGCUCAGUUUGGCGUUGUCUAAACCCACCAGCAGACGUGUGAAUGUUUGGAACAUCUCUUUGGUUCCUAAUGUAGAGGAUGAGGAGCAUCCUCUGAGUCUAGGAGCCUCUGUAACUCUGCUGUAAAUGGAGAAAGGAAACAGUGGAACCUUAGAUCUGUAAACUAUCAAAACAAAACCAAGCAAACUUGCACUGAAUUUAAAGGACCCUAUUUAACAUUUAACAGCCGACUGCUAAUAAAUCCACAGAUAUGUUUCUGAUUUGUCUUUGCUGAGGACUUUGUGUAGAUUAAUGUGAACAAAAACAACCGAAUCCAUGUUAAGAUUUGUGAAAUAAGAUAUGUUAGGCUUAAGUGUAUGACAGCCGAUAACUAAUCCUUGCUACACAUGGGUUGCAAACAUUUUGCCACUACACCUGUGGCCCAUGACAACGAACCCAAGCAUCCCACCAGUGGCGAGCCAAUCUGAUCUCAGCCUCAUGGAGCCAGUGUGAGGUCACACGAAGAGACCGAAGAUGCUGACAAGAAGAAAAGUUCUUCAAGAUGUUGACCAGCCUAAAUGCCACUCAUCUUGAAAGACUAUUUACAAGUGUGCUGAGGAGACCUGGUAUUUGAGUUUAUUUCAUGAAAUGUUUGAGAAUUAAAAACUAUUUAUGACAUUUUUUUUGAUAUUAUGUUUUUAUGACCAGAAGCUUUCCCUUGACCUCAGAGGAAAGCAUCAUGAUGUGCAUGAAGGAUGUGAACCAUUGCAACUAUAACAUAUCUAUCUAUCUAUACUGUACAUACAUGCAAGUAAAAACAGGUUUAUAAACAGAAUUUAUGACAGCAGAAUAAUAAUCACAGCUUGCUGAAGGUUUAACUGAAUGUUGAAAGUUAAUGCAAAUGUCUUCAUAAUAAAUGGAUUGGACUAGUUUUUA